Molecule: messenger RNA, 1171 nt
Organism: Ostrea edulis (European flat oyster)
Lineage: Eukaryota; Metazoa; Mollusca; Bivalvia; Ostreida; Ostreidae
Product: ficolin-1-like
Exons: 4
Coding region: 1-513 (170 amino acids)
Source: RefSeq, a predicted model, not a curated record
AUGGCGGUUAUCCAAAAACGAGUGGAUGGCUCUACGGACUUCUAUAAGACUUGGGUGGAAUACAAGAACGGAUUUGGAGACCCAACCAGAAACUACUGGAUUGGAAACGAUGCAAUUCACAACUUAACAAGGACACAUCAAGAACUACGGGUAGAUCUUUUGAGUUUUGAUAAUGAGACAGCGUUCUAUCGUUACUCAAUCUUUCAAGUUGAAAACGAGAGCAGUAAAUACCAACUUAAUGUGUCGGGACCGUCAGACAAGUCAGGAGACAGUUUAGAAUGGCACAAUGGGAUGAAGUUCACUACAUGGGAUCAGGAUAAUGAUAUUUUCGCCCAAGGUAAUUGUGGUGUAGCUCAUCACGGGGGCUGGUGGUACAACGCCUGCUCUCAUGCCAACCUGAAUGGACGAUACGAAAAUUCUGCUCUGGAUGGACCCGAUCACAUGUAUUGGAUGAGAUGGAAGAAUUAUUUAUCAUUAAAAGCGGUUGAGAUGAAGAUCAGACCCAGCAGUUAACAUCGAUAUAUACUGUGUUUAACAAAUUUCUUAACAUCAAUUUAUACUGUGUUUAACAAAUAUAACAACAUCAACAGGGUACCAAAUCUAUCAACAACUGCAUAUACCGUGUUUAACAAAUCUAUUAACAUCUGGAUAUACCCUGUUUAACAUAUAUAUUAACAUAUGUAUAUAUAUCGUGUUUAACAAAUCUAUUAACAUCUGCAUAUACCGUGUUUAACAAAUAUUUUAACAUAUGUAUAUAUACCGUGUUUAACAAAUCUAUUAACAUCUAUACACUGUAUAGGGGGAAAUAAAACGGAUCUAUUAACAUCAAUAUAUCCUCUGUUUGGCAGAUCUAUUAACAUCUGCAUAUACCAUGUUUAACAAAUCUAUUAACAUCUAUAUAUAGCGUGUUUAACAAAUCUAUUGACAUCAAUAUACACCGUGUUUAACAAAUCUAUUAACAUCAAUAUAUACCAUGUUUAACAAAUCUAUUAACAUCAAUAUAUACCGUGUUUAACAAAUCUAUUAACAUCAAUAUAUACCGUGUUUAACAUCAAUGUAUGAAGUGUUUAACAAAUACCUUAAUAUCGAUGUAUACCGUGAUUAACAGAUACCUGGAUAUACUUAUUUUACAUCAGAUAUAAUUCUACGAUGAAGAUAGAAUAGUAACUGG